This is a messenger RNA of Enterospora canceri, 891 nucleotides long. Lineage: Eukaryota; Fungi; Microsporidia; Enterocytozoonidae. The record is from the annotation of a GenBank genome assembly.
AUGCUCCUACUUCUACUCUCAUCCACUCUUCUUGCAUCCAACACGUACAUUCUGCUUGUUAGAAAUGGAACUGACAUCAGCAGAGACCUCACCUCUGCCGAUCGACUCCUCGAUGCCGUUGAAAUUGGCACGAAUGAGAUGCUCUACAACGUCUCCCUCUCGCCUGAGUCUCUCUCUCGCCUGAGAUCCAGGAAUGAGAUUGAGAUUGAGGAGGAUGCCGUGAUAUCAGUCCAGAAGAGCAGGACGAUUCAGCCGAAUCUGACCAAAUUCAGCCCACCCAAAUUCAGCCCCGUUUUCACUGGCCAAUUUCUGGUUCGGCUGAAUUCGCCCUGGUCUCUUGGCUUCCUGACCAAUUCCAGCUCAUUCGAGUACUUCUCGAAUAUCGGUAGAGGAGUUGCUGUCUUUGUUCUUGAUACUGGAAUUGAUACAACUCACCCUGAAUUCAGGAACAGUGGCCGUGUAGUAGAGAAUUGCGCUGAUUUCACUAAUAAAAAUAGUAGGAAGAAUCAGAAGAGAAAGAGGAGUAAAUCCCGUACCAAUGGGAACAAUGACGACAAUGGCCAUGGAACUCACAUUGCUGGCAUCAUCGGUGGAGUUGAAUCGGGCGUAGCCAAACACGCUGAUCUCCUUGGAGUCAAAAUCCUCGAUUCAAGUGGCAGGGGCAGAAUGUAUUCGAUGUAUCGAGGGAUCCACUACGCCGUAAACAGGGCCAGGAGGAGUGGGCUGACUCGUGUUGUGGUGAAUCUGAGCAUUGCUGGGGCCAAGAACGCCCAAAUCAACAAAUUGAUCAAUCGAAUGAGCAACAAGAAGAAUGUGGUCUUUGUGACGGCAACUUCGGCCAGAGCAGCUGCGCCUACACGCCUGGCUCGUCGCGAUGCUCCAUCACCGUAG